CGGCGCGUUCCCGCCAUGGCGGAGCCGCCGGAGGCAGCGGCGGGAUCCGGCCCGGCCGCCCCUCCGUCCCCGCGGGCCCCGGGCGGGCCGGACGGGGAGCGCUGCCCCGGCGGAGCCCGCCCAGAGCCCGGAGGGGCCGCGACAGAUCCCAAGCCUGGAGCGAAGAAGGCGGGUGCUGAGCCCCUCCUGAAACCACCUGCUGGCCCGAAGCACCGCGGAAUCCCCGGAGCGUCCGCCAGGAAGAGACCCCUGAGCACCCCCAGGCUGAGGCUGAGCCCCCUCAGGAGCAGCCCCCGGAGGACGAGGAGGAGCCCUGAGCAGGAGCAGAGCCUGAAUUCCUUCAGUUUGUCCCCCCUCGUCGCCACCCCCCAGGGCAAACAUCACUCCUGGUGCCGCUCCAACCUCAAGGGCAGCAAGGGCCACAAAUCCCUGCCCCCCGUGCACCAGGACAUCACUGGUGUGUGCCCACGGCCUCCUUAGGGCCUCACUGGGUUACUCCCAAUUAAAACCUGCCCGUAGCCCCCUGGGAAGUGGCCUGGCAGGCCCUGGGAUCUGAGGAGCAGUGGAGAUGCUGCACUGAAGCUUCUGUUCAGGAGGAUUUUGCAGCUCCUGCCUUUUUAUUCCCCAAGUCCUGAUCCUUAAAUGUGACUUUUCCUCUUUCUUUUUCCCCUUUUUCUUUCUUUCUUUUUCCUCAUUUUCUCCUUUUCUUUUUCCCAUUUUUCUC
This is a messenger RNA of Pipra filicauda (Wire-tailed manakin), 724 nucleotides long. RefSeq names its product DSN1 component of MIS12 kinetochore complex. Lineage: Eukaryota; Metazoa; Chordata; Aves; Passeriformes; Pipridae. The record is from RefSeq and is a predicted model, not a curated record. The transcript has 3 exons. Gene Ontology annotation, cellular component: MIS12/MIND type complex. The coding region runs from base 16 to 480 and encodes 154 amino acids. Gene Ontology annotation, biological process: mitotic sister chromatid segregation; cell division.